AUGCUCACCGGUGCUACAUUAUUAUACAACCAUCACAAGACAAUCUGUAAAAAGAGGAAAGGAAAAUUAGUGAUGCAUGUUACGAGUGAUGGCUCAUUAGAGACCGUCGCCGACUCGAGGAUGGAAAGUAUCGUCAUUCGGAAAGCCUUCCACGUCGUCGGGAUCGCCGACUUCCUUACUCAGUCUCCCGAGCGGCGGACAGAUGGGGUCUCCGCGCAUCCCAUUCAAGGGCAGACAUGGCGGCUGGCAAGCUUCGCUUGGGACGACGACGACGAGUCCCUCGACGAGGCGCCGGAGUUUGGAGAGCAUCAUGAUUUCGAUGAUCCAGGAAGCGCUAGAUGGGAAAGUUUAGAGACUCGUGGGCUUCCUGGAAACGGUUCGCCUUAUGAAGGCGGGGGCGGUAGUUCUUCCCAUAGUUGA
Molecule: messenger RNA, 420 nt
Organism: Suillus discolor
Lineage: Eukaryota; Fungi; Basidiomycota; Agaricomycetes; Boletales; Suillaceae
Exons: 3
Coding region: 1-420 (139 amino acids)
Source: RefSeq, a predicted model, not a curated record